AUGACAGCUACAACAAAAGCCCCACUUCAAAGUAUUAACCGCCCAGGUGAGAAGGGCACCUGGGCCAAUGUUGGACUUCGUUUCAAUUCGUUGCUAGACGAAGAAAGAGAUGAGGAAGAACUGUUCUCAAUGCUUAACUACCAAGAUUUCACCCAACAGAAUACUAAAUCCACAUAUUCCCCAAAGCGGCAGCAAGAAGUCGUUAGUGUUAAGAGAAGAAGGGUCGUGCAGCAAAAACCUCGUCCUAGACCCGAAGAACUCAGAUGUGCAGACAUUUUGCCGAUAGAAUAUGCAAACAUGUUCAGUUUUCCCAUAUUCAAUAAGAUGCAAUCUGAAGCUUUUGCAGAUUUGUAUAAUUCGAAGCAGAACCUUGUCAUAAGCGCUCCUACAGGGUCUGGGAAAACAACCUUGUUUGAGUUGGCUAUUAUAGCCCUGUUGAGAGAAGUGACGUGCCCCAGUGCUUUGAGGGUUGUGUAUACAGCGCCAACUAAGUCUUUGUGCUACGAAAAGUUCAACCAGUGGAACAAAAUGUUCCAAAGUCUGAAUGUAAAGCUUAUUACUGGUGAUACGGAAAACCCUGUUCAAGAGCUGAAAUGUGCGCAAAUUGGAAUAACAACACCUGAGAAGUUUGAUUCUAUUAGUCGGAAUCUAAAGGCGCAAAACGAAUACCUCCAUUCUGUUUCUCUUUUAUUGGUAGAUGAGGUGCAUACAAUCAAAGAUAAUCGUGGAGCGGCACUCGAGGUUGCAAUCGUGAGACUAAACACUCUGUCUCCAAAUUUGAGGAUUAUCGCGGUUAGUGGCACCAUUCUUAACCCUGAAGACUUGGCUCUUUGGCUGAAAGCCAAACGUUUCGAAGGCCUGCCAGCAAAAGCAUUGAAAUUCAAUGAAAGUCACAGGCCUAUAAAGCUACAAACUUUUGUUCACGCGUAUUCAUGCAAGUCCAAAAACAGCUUUCAAUUGGACAACUUAUUGAAUCAACGCCUCACUAACAUUUUGAGCAGGUAUAGCAAAAGCAAACCCACGUUGGUCUUUUGCUGCACUAGAAAAUCUGUUGUAGCAUGUGCCAAGCAUUUGAGUAAGAGAUGCCCUAUUAAAAACAGUAAUUUGCGUCGAGACUUCUGGUCAGAUAUUUCGGACAAAAGCUUACAUGAAACUGCAAGAAACGGUGUAGGAUUUCACCACGCGGGCCUUUCACCAAAAGAUAGAUUAACUGUCGAGCAAAACUUCCUUAAUGGAAAUCUUAACGUUUUGUGCUGCACUUCCACGCUCGCCGUUGGAAUUAAUUUACCCGCUUACUUGGUAGUUGUUAAGGGAACUUCGAUAGGCGGUGAUAUGGAAGAGAGAGACUACUCAGUUAUGGAAGUGUUGCAAAUGAUAGGAAGGGCAGGCCGCCCGCAAUUUGAGAAAGAGGGUUGUGCGGUGAUUAUGACGCAAAGUGGGCUCAAAGAGAGAUAUUCUAAUUUAGAGUAUGGUCUUGAAUGCGUAGAAAGUGUCCUACACAUGAAACUUGCAGAGCUUUUAUGCGCAGAAGUCAAUUCAGGGAUCGUAUAUUCAGCGGAGAGUGCCUUACUCUGGCUCAAGAAUACGUUUUUCUAUUCUCGCUUCCAGAAGAACACAGUUUACUACAAGAAUCUUCAACUCGAAAGUCUUUUGACAAGUGAUAACAUAGAUGGAAAGCUCUUUGAAAUUUGCUCAGAUAUGCUGGCGAAAUUAUCAUUGUCUGGCAUUAUAACAAAAGAAAAUGAUAAGUUUCACGGUACGCCAUUCUCAGUUUCUAUGUCUCAACUCUCGCUUUCCUUGAAGACCGUGGAAAGAAUGAUAAGUUUACCCCUAGGUUUGAGCUUGAGCGAGAUCAUUAGAUUCCUACCACAAUUGGAUGAAUUUUCCACAAUCAAAAUGAGGUUCAAUGAAAGAAAGCUUUUCCAGGAAAUCAACAACAUGUCUUCCAUUCGAAUUCCGCUUUUCUUUGGUGAAGAUUGUGGAGUCCAUCUAACCGCGGAAAGCAAAGUUUUACUUUUACUUCAGUUUCGUCUGGGUGGUUCCAGUUUUCCUCAAACUAUUCAAGCAGCUAGCUUGAUACCUUCGUUUUAUGCCGACGUGGCGCGAGUUUUCGAUAUUACAGGAAGAAUUUUGAGAGGAUUGAGACAGUGUUUUGUUGCUAAACGAGACUUAGUCUCUUUAAAGGAAUUGUUGAUCUUGAUCACCUCGGUGACCUCUAGAGUUUGGGCUGAUACCUCGGAUAGCCUCACCUUCCUCAAAAAUGUACACGCCGAGGAAUCACAGAAGCUAGAACAAGCAGGAAUACCAUCGAUAGUAGCUUUACAAAAGGCGGAGCCAUUACGUAUUCAAACAGCUCUAAAGCUUAGUGACUCCAGUUUUUGCGUGCUCAUGUCACAAAUCAAAAGCAUACCUUGCAUAUCGAUAUGUUUAUCAUCCAAGCAAGUCUUGACGAGACAACAUGGUACUGCUCUUGAGAUAACGGUAGAAGUCAGGAUAGGGUAUAAGGGCCGCAGGAAAAAAGGCAGAGUUUCUUUCGAUGUCGUUGCAUUUCGAAGCUCUAAUCAACUAGUCGAUUACAGAAAAAUACAUCUUGGCGAUCAAAGAAGCACAGAAUCUUUCAAAAUAUUCACGGCUGUUGAUGAAGGAAGAAGUCUCCAAGUUGAAAUUUCCUGCGAAGACAUUCCUGGUCUUAAGGAGACCACAUCAUGUCCUUUAAGGCUCUCAGGUGGAAACCCUGGCUUUCAGUCCACAAACAACACACAGGUAAAAGAUUCCAUUCUGCCUUUUGGCCUAGGUGGUUCAAAUUGCUCAAAACUUAAAGUGAGAUGUUACGAUACAACCAUAGGGACAGGCGACUCGUCAGAGGACGAUGAUAUCUUGGAACUUUUUGCACGUCAAGCUCCCAAGGAUACUGUAAAAGCUGUGCCGGAACGAAGUCUUCGUAGACUGAGUUCAACUUCUUCACCGACUCAUGACAACGGUGUCAAAAAAAAGGUUGUCCUGACAAUAAGAAAGAGCGACUCUCGCUAUGGGGCCAUGCUUGUUCCCCGGACAAAUCAUUCGUCUGAAAGACCGUGUAGCUCUAUAGCGAUGGCCAACACAGAUUUGAACUUGGAGGAAUUAUUGUGUUCCUCUUCUGAAGACACACAAGGAUCGCAAGAACACGAAGGAAAUGAUUCAACGGGCAAUAUGACGUCAGUUAUCGAACAGAUGCCUAAGGGAAAUGAGAAAUUGCCUUACGAAACAUGA
This is a messenger RNA of Lachancea nothofagi CBS 11611, 3249 nucleotides long. NCBI's taxonomy places the organism in Eukaryota, Fungi, Ascomycota, Saccharomycetes, Saccharomycetales, Saccharomycetaceae. The record is from the annotation of a GenBank genome assembly.